AUGGGCAGACGCUCUAGCGUCGAUUUGGGCCAGCCAGCCAGCGUUGAAGUCGACUUCGAGCGCGGCGGACGAGUCGAUGGUGCGGAGGGUAUCGCCUGUCCGACGUGGUGCGAGUUCAUGGAGGACUCGCUCCACCACCCAGAGUGGGGCUACUACUCGGCUGCCCGCGUCGUCUUUGGCGAGUCGUCUGACGCCGCUGACUUUACCACCUUUCCCGUCUCGAUGCGGCCCGCGUUUGGCGCGAUGAUCGCGGACCGGCUCCACGGCCUCUGGCUCGCCGCCGCCGGCGGGAGCGGCCCGUUUGUUGUCUGCGAGCUCGGCGCUGGCACCGGCGUGCUCGCCCAUGACGUGCUGACGCACAUGGCCGACCACCUCCCGCGCCUGUACGCCGUCGUGCAGUACGUGAUCGCGGAGCGAUCGGCGUCGCUGCGCUCGCUGCAGGCCGCAACCAACGAGCGCUUCGUGUGCGAGUCGAAGCUGCGAGUCGUCUGCGCCGACGCGAGAGACUUGGGCGGCGCGCGGCUGCGGCAGGAGCUGCAGGCCGCCGCGGCUGCACACUGCGCCUCUGGAGGCGAGGGCGAGGUUGCGCGUGUGCGGGGCGCGGUCCUCUCGAACGAGCUCCCCGACGCGUUUGGGGUCGAGCGCGCGCUUGUCGGCGCAGCGCUGCCGCGUGCCACCGCCGCCGAGGGGAGCAGCGCAGGGGCAGCGAGGCCGGCAGAGCUCCGGCUGCAGCGUGGCAGAGCUCGCGCCGCCCUCUCCGCCGCCCUCGGGCGGGGAGAGUGGGAGCUCGGGCUCGCAGGCAGCCAGCUGCUGGGCGAGGGCAGCCAGCUGCUGGGCGAGGCGGCGGACGCCCUGGACGAGUGGCUCGGCGGGGAGGGAGAGGGCGAGGGGGAGAGGGAGGGCGAGGGGCUUACUGCGCGCUCAAGGGCCGCUGCUGCCGGGCGGCGGCGGGGGUCAGCGAGGCUGCCGACGCGAGCGCACGGGGGGCAGAGGGCGGCGGCGCUGGACCGCGCAUUGGUCCUCGGCGAGGCGUUCGAGGACGUUCGGCUGUCCGGCGAGGACGACGCGGGCGACGCCGCCGUCGACGAGGAGGCGCACCACCUCCGCAGAUGGCUGCGCCUGCACGCGCCGCCGCUGCGCGCCGCCUUGCGGGGCCGGCCGGUGGGGGAGCGGCUCGAGCUGUACCCGAGCCCCGCCUUGCCUCGCCUCGCCGCCGGCCUCGCCAGCCUCCUCGACGAGGGGGGCGUCCUCACAAUCGACUACGGCGCCGACGCGGCGACGCUGAUUCGGUCGGCGCGCCGCGUCCCGCCGCGGCCGCCGCGAGCGGGCGUUGCCGCGGCUAGCCGCUCCUCCGCCUCCAACGUUUCCGAGCCCUCCGCCUCUGCCUCCGCCGCCGCCGCCGCCGUUUCUACCCGCGCCGUAUCCUCGGGGAUGCGGGUGCGAUCCCGGCUGCCGGCGCCACCGGGCCAUGGCGCGGCGCUCGCGCUCCGCCGCCCCGGCUGGUGCGACCUCACUGCCGAUGUCGACUUCACCGAGCUCGCCGCCGCCGGCGAGGCACGCGGGCUGGCCACGCUCUUCUUCGGCCCGCAGACCGCGCUCGAGCGAGUGCCGUCGGAGACGUCGCACCUCGCGCCUAGGGCCGAGGUGGAGGAGGCGGAGGGGGGGGGGGAGGCGGAGGGGGUGGAGGAGGCAGCGCCGCGGGUGCGCGUGACGGACGGCUCGCCGCCGCUGCGCCGCGGAGUCUGCGAGGCCUUCUACGCGCUCGGCACCUUCGUGAUGCUCGUGCAGGCGGAGAGAGAGGCGACGCCGCGCGUGGCGCAGCGCUGGCGCUGGCGCGUCGCCUCCUCGGCCUUGUACGGCGGCGGCCACCCGUCCCUCGGCGCCAUGGCGGCAUUGCACACGCUGCGCUCGCUAGAUGCCUCUCGGAGUCCCGGCAUUUUUCCAACUAGCACUCGAGACGGCAUGCACUCGGCUGCAUUCCAACGCAGUGCCGUCGCAUUUGCCUCCUCAGCUCGCGCAUUCUCGUCCACUAGUUUGCGCUCGCUCGCGAGGCUGGCGCUCGGGCACGCCCUCCUCCUCCUCGGCCGCGGGGACGCUGGGCGGAGGAAGGGUGGGGGCGAGGACUGCGAGGACGGCGCUGCGCCCUCCCUCCCGACAGAGAGGGACCUGGUCGCGUCGCUUGCAGACGCGCUCCUCCCCGCGCUGCCCUGCUUCCGCCUUCACUGGCGCGCCAUCGCGCGAGGCGUCCUCCUCCUCCUCGAGGCGUCGGGGCCGGGGGCGGGCGGGGCGAGUCUCCGCCUGAACGCAGCUGCUCAGCGCCUCGAUCGCGCCGAGCCGCCGCUCUCGCUGCUCUACCGCGCCGCGCUGGAGCUGGCCGCACACGACAUGGCGCUGAUGGCCGGAUGA
Molecule: messenger RNA, 2406 nt
Organism: Emiliania huxleyi CCMP1516
Lineage: Eukaryota; Haptophyta; Isochrysidales; Noelaerhabdaceae
Exons: 6
Coding region: 1-2406 (801 amino acids)
Molecular function (GO): protein-arginine omega-N symmetric methyltransferase activity
Source: RefSeq, a predicted model, not a curated record